This is a messenger RNA of Canis lupus familiaris (dog), 1915 nucleotides long. RefSeq names its product histone H2B type 1-M. Lineage: Eukaryota; Metazoa; Chordata; Mammalia; Carnivora; Canidae. The coding region runs from base 35 to 415 and encodes 126 amino acids. Gene Ontology annotation, cellular component: nucleosome. The record is from RefSeq and is a predicted model, not a curated record. Gene Ontology annotation, molecular function: protein heterodimerization activity; DNA binding; structural constituent of chromatin. The transcript has 3 exons.
CCCGCUUACUGAACGUGUGGUAUUCAAGGUCACUAUGCCAGAACCCACCAAGUCCGCGCCGGCCCCGAAGAAGGGCUCCAAGAAGGCGGUGACCAAGGCGCAGAAGAAGGACGGCAAGAAGCGCAAGCGCAGCCGCAAGGAGAGCUACUCGGUGUACGUGUACAAGGUGCUGAAGCAGGUGCACCCCGACACGGGCAUCUCGUCCAAGGCAAUGGGCAUCAUGAACUCGUUCGUCAACGACAUCUUCGAGCGCAUCGCGGGCGAGGCGUCGCGCCUGGCGCAUUACAACAAGCGCUCGACCAUCACGUCCAGGGAGAUCCAGACGGCCGUGCGCCUGCUGCUGCCCGGGGAGCUGGCCAAGCACGCCGUGUCCGAGGGCACCAAGGCCGUCACCAAGUACACCAGCUCCAAGUAAACGUGCCAAGCUCCAAAUUCAUCGUGACAUUCAAGGACUUGGGUGUAGCUGACACACUCACCGGUUCCAUCCUCAGGGUAGAAGGAUGAACUAGAAAUGAGCACACGACCAGACAGCACAUGGGCACCCCCACACACCCACUCGCCCAGAAGAUGGCAACAGUGUGUGCUCACCCUCCGUGCUGAGCAAGGUAGAUUGUGCCACCCACAAUUCCGACCACCACUCACUUGCUUCUGGCACUGACAUCACAGGGAUUCGGAACACCCGGGCUGAGGAUUAACUCCAAGAUCUCCCAAGCUGGCUUUGUACCCCUGAGCACCCGCUCAAGGCAAAUACAAAUCCUCUCUGAAGGAAUAAGCUUCAUUUUUGGUCUCAGCAAAUCCUCCACACAUAAGAUAGCAAAGAAAAUGAAAGAGCAGCUUCACAACCAAAAUCAACACAGGAUUCAACAAGACAAUGUAACCAACAAGAAGAGAAGCACACAGUGGAAACAAAAGGAGUAAAAAGAAAAUGAACAGAUACAAACUUCAAGUUGCUAACUUGAAUAUCUUUAAAAAGGACAAGGAAAACACUAAGUGAAAUAUGCUGAGGGAUUAAGAAUACAAAGAAUUUUCCAAAAAGAGUCAAAAGAACCAAAUACGACUUCCAGAAAUGAAGGUGUGGAUAUACACGUUAAUAUACAUUAAUCAUAUGAAAAUUAAAAUUAAAGGCUUGCUAAACGGACCAAAAAAAUCAAUAGGCUCCAGAUGAAGAAUUUUCAUGAAUUCUGUAAGCAGACCUUAUUUAUCCAAAAUGCAGGGAGAGAAAUGUAAAAGUGAGUUUAAGAGAUCUGGAAUUAGUAGUAAAAUUGUCUGCCAUGUAUCUAAUCAUGGCACCACAAGACAACCAGAGAGAUUGAUGCUGGUGUGAGCUUCCAAUGAUCAUGGCUGAGAAUUUUUCAGAGUUAAUGGAUUACUCAUGUAACUCAAAAUCAAUAAAAUAGGGUAAAACUCAUACACCAAAACGGAGGUCACUCUGUCACACUGUGAACCAAACCCCAUAAAUUCUCCCAACAAACGUAAAGCUAGUUUUCUAAUCUGUUCUGCUAGAUGGCAAUAGACUGAAGCACUGUUAUAAAUUCCUGAGAGUGGGAGGAUAAUUGGCAAAUAGAUUAUUUACAUGCACUUGAUAUCUAUCUGAUUACCAAAUUUUGCAAAACCUAAUCAAUAUGUGAUGAUUUAAUGGACUGUUACAUAUAGUACUAUCAUUAGCAGACCAGAAACUUUGAUAUUUUUUCCAAUAACUAUUUCUGUAACUAUUUUAUCAUGGUAUUGUGUUAGUUAAUGUCACACGCUAUAUGCCAUGUUAAGGCAUCACCGUCAUUUUCUUCCUUUUCACUAAAGUGGCUUUAGUAGUUCCUGACUUGUUAAAAACCUGUUUGCUUGCAUGCAUGGAUAUGUAUAUAAUCUGUGUGUGUUGGUUAGUUUCCUUCUAAAUAUAUUUUUAAAGGUUUAUUAUGAA